AUGCCAUCGCUGCUGCACCUCCUGCUCCUGGCGCUGUUUUUGGUGGCCGUGCCGACGCAGGGUCGCAAGAUCAAACGGAAGGAGCCACACUAUCACCAUCACGUCAAUGUGCCGCCGCCACCACCGCCUCCAUCGCCCCAUGGACCGGGUCCAGUGCCCCAGCAAACGGCGGUGAUCGAGCACGAGGUGCCGCCGUACACCUACGAGGCCAUUAACCACGACGAAUUCGAGCCGGCCAAGGUGAAGCUCUCCCACUUCGAAGGCUCCUCCGACUACAUAGUGCACUCUCACAGCGGAGGCGGACUAGGAGGAGGAGGAGGUUACCUCGCCGACAAUGGACUGCGCAGCAUAGCGAAGGGUUCAGCGGAUCAGGCCCUGUCCGCAGUGGCCAGUCAAAAUGCGGCAGGGAAGCAGGCAUCCUACGUGGCCAAGAGUACUCUGGCGCAGGCGGCAGCUCAGGCAGCCGGCACAGCUGUGGCCGUGCUGAAGGGCAAGGAGGUGCUGCUGCAUCGGCUGGAGGAUCAGAGUGUGGAGGCGCACAAGGCCAUGGAGAACGAGCUGACCCAGCUGCAGCAGGCCAAGCGAUCCGCCAAGGCAGCCCAAUAUGCCGCCCAGCAGGCCAUUAACCAUGUCAGUGUCCUCACUGCCGCACUCAACAAUGCGCAAUCCGCAUCGGAGUUGGCCCAGAAGGCGGCAUCCGAGGCGGCUGCCGAGCUGGCCUCCCAAAUCGAUAUGGUGGCCCAGGCCAAGACCAAGCUGGAACACGCUGAAUCGCAUGCUUAUGCAGCUCGACUGGACUACGAGGAAACGCGAGAUGCCGCGGAGAAGGCUACCUUGUCCGCCCAGGAGGCGCACUUGAAUGCCAACGAUGCCGCCUUGCAUGCCAACGUGGAGCUCGCUGAGAAUGUGCAUAUCCACGACAAGAGCGAUCGGAAUGUGCGGGAACCGCCGCGAAACCACAGACAUCAGUAGUGCACUGCAC
Molecule: messenger RNA, 982 nt
Organism: Drosophila teissieri
Lineage: Eukaryota; Metazoa; Arthropoda; Insecta; Diptera; Drosophilidae
Exons: 2
Coding region: 1-972 (323 amino acids)
Source: RefSeq, a predicted model, not a curated record